Elephantulus edwardii (Cape elephant shrew) is the source of this 1275-nucleotide messenger RNA. It is a transcript of the gene GLA, whose product is annotated as galactosidase, alpha. NCBI's taxonomy places the organism in Eukaryota, Metazoa, Chordata, Mammalia, Macroscelidea, Macroscelididae. The transcript has 7 exons. Gene Ontology annotation, cellular component: cytoplasm. Gene Ontology annotation, biological process: glycoside catabolic process; glycosylceramide catabolic process; oligosaccharide metabolic process. Bases 1 to 1275 code for a protein of 424 amino acids. The record is from RefSeq and is a predicted model, not a curated record. Gene Ontology annotation, molecular function: alpha-galactosidase activity.
AUGGUGAGAGAAAAGUUGUAUAACCGAGCUCAGCGGUUGAGCUGCGUACUUCCACUUAAUGUCUUAGGCCUAGUUCUCUGGGGCAUCCCUGGAGUCAGGGCUUUGAAUAAUGGCUUGGCGAUGACCCCUACCAUGGGCUGGCUACACUGGGAGCGCUUCAUGUGCAAUGUUGACUGCAAGGAAUACCCGGAUUCCUGUGUCAGUGAGCAGCUCUUUAUGCAAAUGGCCGAUCUCAUGGUAUCAGAUGGCUGGAAGGAUGCAGGUUAUGAGUACCUCUGCAUUGAUGACUGUUGGAUGGCUGCCACAAGGGAUUCAAAAGGCAAACUUCAGGCAGACCCUGAGCGCUUUCCUGGUGGGAUUCGCCGCCUAGCAAAUUAUGUCCAUAGCAAAGGACUGAAGCUUGGAAUCUAUGCAGAUGUAGGAAAUAAAACCUGCGCUGGCUACCCUGGGAGUUUUGGAUACUAUGACAUUGAUGCUAAGACCUUUGCUGACUGGGAAGUAGAUCUGCUGAAAUUUGAUGGUUGUUACUGUGACAGUUUGAAACAUCUGGCAGAUGGUUAUAAGUACAUGUCCUUGGCCCUGAACAGGACUGGAAGAAGCAUUGUGUACUCCUGUGAGUGGCCCCUUUAUGCAUGGCCCCUUCAGAAGCCCAAUUACACAGAAAUUCAAGAGUACUGCAAUCACUGGAGAAGUUUUGGUGAUGUCCUUGAUUCCUGGCAAAGUAUAAAGGCCAUUUUGGACUGGUCAUCAUCUAACCAAGGCACAAUUGUUAAUGUUGCUGGUCCAGGAGGUUGGAACGACCCAGAUAUGUUAGUAAUUGGUAACUUUGGCCUCAGCUGGGAUCAGCAAGUAACUCAGAUGGCCCUCUGGGCUAUCAUGGCAGCGCCCUUACUUAUGUCUAAUGAUCUCCGGCACAUCAACCCUCAAGCCAGAGCUCUACUUCAGAAUAAAGAUGUAAUUGCCAUCAACCAGGACCCCUUGGGCAAACAGGGCUACUUGCUUAGAAAGGAAGACAACUUUGAGGUAUGGGAACGACCUCUCUCAAGCUUAUCGUGGGCUGUGGCUGUAAGAAAUGUGCAAGAGAUAGGUGGUCCUCGUUUUCAUAUGAUUUCCCUUUUUACUCUGGGUAAAGCAGUGGCCUGUAAUCCUGCCUGCUUCAUCACACAGCUCCUCCCUGUGAAAAAAGAGCUUGGAUUCUUUCAAUGGAGUUCUAUCUUGAAAAUUAAAGUAAAUCCCACAGGUACUAUUUUACUUCAGAUAAACACACCAAACUGA